AAAGAAAUCCCCCCGGAAAAGUUCAAUGUUACCGCCAUCCCCAAGGGCUACCGCUCCCCGUGGCAAGAGCUCCUUGGUGACAAGGACAACGCUGUGCACGGCGAGAACCAGCAACCCAUGAGACCCACUCUAUGGGAUUUCAAAAGCUUCAACAGGACCCCCACCCCAUUUGACAGAGCACUGGUCAGCGACCUGUUCCCUGUGCCUGCCAUGGAGCUGGAGAACCUGAGCGCUCUGGAGGUGAUUUCCCACAGACGUAACUUCAACAGAGUGCCACAAGGGUGGGUGCGGAUUCUACCAGAGAGCGACGAGCUGUAG
This is a messenger RNA of Balearica regulorum gibbericeps (East African grey crowned-crane), 318 nucleotides long. NCBI's taxonomy places the organism in Eukaryota, Metazoa, Chordata, Aves, Gruiformes, Gruidae. The record is from RefSeq and is a predicted model, not a curated record.